This is a messenger RNA of Seminavis robusta, 1059 nucleotides long. Lineage: Eukaryota; Bacillariophyta; Bacillariophyceae; Naviculales; Naviculaceae. The record is from the annotation of a GenBank genome assembly.
AUGGUCAAAAUAAUUUUCUCCUCCGUGAUCCUGCUGGCAGCCUCUCGCUUCAGUGCUGCCUUUGUCCCUGCUGCCCGCACUUUUGGAAGCCGAAGCAGCACUGCCAUUUUUGGAAGUGACAGUGAUUUUGAUGAUUUCUCCACAAAGGUUGCCUUCAUGUUCCCUGGCCAAGGGGCUCAAUUUGUUGGUAUGUGCGCCGAAGUCUGCAAAGAUGUCCCAGCAGCCAAGGCACUCUUUGAUGAAGCCAAUGAAAUUUUGGGAUAUGAUUUGUUGGAGGUCUGCACGGAAGGACCCAAAGAAAAAUUGGAUUCCACUGUCAUCAGUCAACCUGCUAUUUUUGUGGCCAGUAUGGCAGCUGUUGAAAAACUCAAGCAAGAGGAAGGACAAGAAGCUUUGGAUAGUGCCACUUGUGCCAUGGGAUUGAGUUUGGGAGAAUACUCAGCACUUUGCUUUGCCGGUGCAAUCUCCUUUGCGGAUGGAGUCAAAAUCACAAAGGCUCGUGGGGAAGCCAUGCAGGCUGCUUCUGAUGCAAUCGACACAGGCAUGGUUUCGGUUAUUGGACUUGACAGUGGAAAGGUCAAGGACCUUUGCGCCAUGGCCACUGAGAAAUCAGGAGAGAACAUCCAAAUUGCCAACUACCUGUGCAAAGGUAACUAUGCUGUCAGUGGAGCCUCCGCUGCAUGCGACUCUGUUGCUGAAUUGGCCAAGCCAGAAUUCAAGGCUCGGAUGACUGUCAAGCUUGCGGUUGCUGGAGCUUUCCACACUGAAUUCAUGUCCCCUGCUGUUUCUUCUUUGGAAGAUGUCUUGGCUGAUGUUGAAAUCAAAAAGCCCCGCAUUCCUGUGAUCAGCAAUGUGGAUGCCAAGCCCCACUCUGACCCCGACACCAUCAAGAAGCUGUUGGCCACCCAAGUUACUUCUCCUGUUCUCUGGGAAAACACCAUGGACCUGAUGCUCGGCAAGGACUUUGAGAAGGCGUACGAAUUGGGACCUGGAAAGGUGACUGCUGGAAUCCUCAAGCGAUUCUCCAAGAAAGCUGAAUGCACGAACAUUGAAGUAUAG